CAGCCGCCAGUCUUGCGAGAGCCGCGCGCGAGAGCGGACGUCGCUCGUUUCACGCCGAUGCGGUGCCACGUGAGGGAAAAGCCAGGAGGAAAACACGUUCGCGCGCAGCUCCAAAAUAAUAUUUUCUUCCCGUUUCUUCCCUCCCGUUGUGGACUCACGCCAUCGUGUUGAAUGACAGAAAUGGAUUGCACCGGAAAUGCGACGGAAUCAAAUGGGCAAAAUCGGUUUUCGGAAUACGUGAGAUGUGUUUAAUGAUCGCAAUCUUUCGUCGAAUUUAAUUCUGUCAUAUUGAUACGAAAAACCGACGUGUGAUUUUUUCGCGGAUUCUCAACGCAAGACAAAACAAAAAAAAUUGAAAAAUUGAUACAACAAACGAACUAAAAUUACAAACCGAAAGUUUUGACGAGUGCGACUCUAUUUGUUACUUUGUUAAUGAACAACGUUGUAAUAAUAGAAAACGAAAAUUAACGUUUCACUUACGCAGUAGAAAUAAAUAGGACUCCAUUAAUCAAGAAAAAUGCAACAGGAAAUGAUUACAAAUAUAUCUGCGUGAACUAUAACAAACAUUUCAAUUCAUUCAUGAAAAGAAGAUCGAAUAACGAAGCAGUUGUAAAAUUGAAUAUUUUCAUCGAGUGAAUUGUACGGUAGCCGUAUUCAUUGCAUUGCUGAUUGCAUUUACUAGAAUGUUAAUUGUGAUCACACUCGUAUCAAAUUAUCGUUGUUCUACGGAAUGAAACGAAAUUGAACGCUUUUAAACAGAGCUCGAAAACAAAGCUGGAAGAAAGGCGGAAAGUUAUUCAAGACAUCUCUGCUGAAGCUUUUAGUAUCUCGCACGAGGAUAUUCCGCGGAUAUUCUCAAAAGGUUUACGCCGACAGACCCUGAAGAUUUCACGAAGGUGUGAACACGGCCAUUAUGAAAUCCUCGAGGAGAUCGAGCGUUUAGAGUUACCGUGUAGAUAAAACUUCCACUACGCCCGGAACGAUACCAAUUCUUUACAAGCGUUCCGGAAGGAUCUUCACAAUUUCACUCACGCGCACUUAUUCCGCCUAAAGUUUCGUGCCCCGCGGCGACUUUCGUGAAAAUGCGAAAACCAGAGUCGCGGAGAUCCUGUUCGCGAACAACUUGAAAAAGUAUUCCAUGAAGUAAAGAUUCAUUCCGCCGAGAAAAUAAAAAUCACAUUGGCGAAGAUAUCCUCUUCAGAACUCGCUAAAGAGAAAAAUUUCCGUAAAUUGUGUAAGAUUCAUCUCCAGGAUCUCUGAAUCAUUAUCGAGGAAGUUAUCCGCGUAGAACGUCAAAGAGAAUAUCAAGAGUGCACGUUAAAUUAUUAUAAAGUUCUUAGAGUCCUGAGGGUACAGUUCUGAAUUUCCCGGUUUCUCGUCGAAAACCGUAUGUGACUGAUUUAUUAAAAAAAAAUCUGCGAUCGUAAGAUCUUCAAACUAGAAGCAGUCAUCGUUGGUUACGCAAUGUACCAAACACUAAAAAGCCUCAAGAAGACGAGCGAAAAGUCCUGGGAAUAAACAGUGAAAAAGAAAGACGGAAGGCAAAGGAGAAUCGCGAACACGAAGCAGGAAGAGAAGAAGGAAUUGCGAAUAACAGGCAGAUACGAGGAAACGCUCCAGGAAUGCCGUGGAUAAAGUGUUUGGGCGGCGGAGGCGGAAAGGCCAGGCGGGGCAAGCCACUCAGCGUCAGUCAACCGAUUCACCUGCUUGUCAAGAGCGACUUCGAACCCCAGUGUCACGUGUUCCGCACCAAGCAGCUACGCAAACCCCGACCAUGUCAUUUGUGCCAUCAGGCGGUGAUCAAGCAAGCCUCUUGCUGCCGAGUGUGCAAGUACAUCUGCCACAAGUCAUGCGAAGACAAGGGCGCGCGGUUCCGAGACACCUCGCAGCAAAUCCAUAAACAAUGGCAAGCCGAUCCGGCGAGAGCAUUUCCGACCGUCGGCAGCGUCGCUGCAAGCUCGCCCUCCCCCGCGUCGGGCGAGCUCUCCACGCCAAAUUCCACGCCCAGCCCUAGCCCUAGUCCGACUAAUCAGCAAGUCACGCACAAUGGCGGUUACGAAUCACAGCCGAAAAAUGUUAACAACAUCAUGCGAAACAAACAGCAUCAGGUGCAAACGUCAGCGCUGGCGUCAACGCCGGCGAGGACACCAGGCGUCGGCGCGGAUGCGACGAUGACGGGAUCGGGAAAGGGCGGAGGUCGCGUAACGGAGGUGAUGGAGCUCUGUUACGUCACCGAGAGGAUCAUCGCCCUCUGGUACAGAGAAGAUGCGCAGGGUGUCCUCGAACACGCUACGACCCUUCUGCGCGGAAAGCACGCCGAUAAUUACAUGAUCUUUAAUUUGUCGUCGCCUGGUCGACCUGGUGAACCAAAUACGAGGGAAGCUGGAUGGCCGCAGGGAUUAGCACCAAGUUUGGAGAGACUGUGCGCUCUCUGCAAAGAGCUAGACUCCUGGCUAAACGGCGCUCCUAAUCGCGUCGUCGUUCUGCAUGCAAGGGGCAGCAAGGAGCGGCUGGGUGUGGCAGUGUCUGCUUACAUGAACUACAGCAGCAUCUGCGGGGGACGCGAUCAAGCGCUAGACAGGUUCGCCAUGAGGAGGUUUCUCGAUGACAAGAUUGGAUCGCUGCAGGUUCCGUCGCAUCGAAGAUACAUCGAGUACUUCAGUGGAUUGUUAUCGGGCUCCCUGAGAAUCAGCCAGUCGCCAUUGUACCUGACCCAUCUGACAGUCCUCGGCGUGCCGCUCUUUGAACCGACGGGCUGUCGAGCCUUCCUCAAAGUGUACGAAGGACUUACGCCGGUCUACACCUCAGAUCUGUAUUCCGUGACGAACGCGCGCGAAUUUACGGUUAAUCUCGGCGGACUUAGACUGAGGGGUGACAUCUUGGUCAAGUGUUAUCACAGGGUGUACUCGAAGCAGACGCGAGAGGUUAUGUUUUCUCUCCAGUUCCAUACGUGUGUAAUUACGGAGAACGUCGUCUCUUUCCCACGUUCGGAGCUCGACGUCGCCUGCGACGAUCCUCGGUGCCCGCCUGACAGCGUAGUGACACUCUACUUUGCCACCGACGCAAAGCGUCAGGACGGUCCAGUACCGGCGCCGACGCCCGCCGUGCCGCAUGCAUCGGCGCAUCACGAUCCUAUUCUGCACUGGGACAGCUACACAAAUCUCGAGAUCAGUGACGACGAAGGCCGUGAGACUCCGCUGUCACCGCCACCUCCUUCGAGCUCCUCGGUUCAGACGUCACCUCGUGGCUUGGGUUACACCUGCGGUCCUAUAGAUGGAUCCUUGUACGCCGUGGUGCAUCAGGGCUCAGCAGGAGGUGCCCGCGGCUCGCCCUUGACGGUUUCUAUGGACAGUGGCAUAAGCAGCGCACCGCCACAAAGACCCAGCCCGCCGGAACCCGAGCCGGAAAAUCAGGCUCACGGAGACCUCGACAAGCUUCUCCAUGAUAUGAUGCUCACCGUCGAGUCUAUGCCAGAUCCUCCGACGGAGAACUACAAUCGCGAUCGAAACGAGAAGAUGUACAUUCAAGAAACACGCAGCUACAGCAGUCACCCGACGUCUUCUACUUAUUCCACCUUGAAGGACUCGUACAGGAGCUACGGGGCUGGCAAGGAGUCCAGUCCGCCUUACAAUUCCAGCAGCAGCUACAGCACUCUGAAAAACGAGUACAGAGAUUCGUCGAAGAGCGUCGAGCAUCGGCGGGACGAUUUCGAAUAUCGCGUGUCCCCGGAUCGGAAGAUAUCCGAGUCCUCCAACGAUUCCUACCGAAAGCACGCGGAUUCCUUCUCGCCGCCCGGCAACAUCGACUUCAUCGACGAGGACAUCCCGUAUCACGCCAGGCAGACCAGUCAGCCGUUCUCGUACGGCGCCACCACCGACAUGAUAAAGCAUCAGAAGCUGUCGUCGCCCUCGUUAGUGAGGAAGGCGUCGGUGCGCGGCGCGGCGCCCGUCGUGGACUUCGAGGACAUUCUUGGCGAGAAUUCUAGGAGACCCAUCAGCCCUCUCAGUCCUAAUACUCCGGAUCCACCGCCGGAGUUCGCGAACGGGCCUGUCAAGAGUGGAACGGACCACAUCGACGGGUUAUCGUGGCUGAGACAACAGCAAUUGAAACUCGCUGCUAGGAGAGAUGAAAGAAAUCCUGGUAAGCUCUGGCGGCAGGAGAGCGGAAGCCGUGUUAUCGGCGAGCUCAGGAGCUUGCAGAGAGGAAGAUUGAGACACGAUGGUUACGCGAGCGAUUCAGCGGUUCUCGACGACGAUGACGACACAUGGGCAGCGAGCUCCGUUUCAGGACAGCCACUGUCGAGAGCCGUACUGUACACCUCCGCACCAGCUAGUCCUCUACUUCCGCAGAGAUCGAGCAGCCGGAAGUAUAACGGCAAUAUCGGAAAUGGCUUUCUCGGCAGACCGCGGGCGGAAAGUAUGAACGAACGACCGUUCGUCUCCGUGAAGCGCGCUUACGAGUACCGGAAGUACAACGACAGUCAGCCGCACAAUGACUCGGCGUCAUCGUGGACCGAGAGGAGCGUCAGUCCCGGGAGCGCGGUCGUCAGCGGCGCCUCGCGUCCGCAGACGCCGGCGUUUCCGGUUCAUCCGCGGACGCCGUACGUCAACAACGCGUCGCCCACGGUGACGUUCGCCAGCGAUCGCACUUACAUGACGUCCAACAACAGCUACAACGUUAGCAACAACAACAACAACGAGGCCGGCGGUAAUAAUAACAACAACGUCGGGAACUACGGCGCCGAACGAACGAUAUAUAUCGAAGAACGAAGAGAAGUCUCGAAGGAGACGGGACUUCCCCCCAAGAGUCCGACAACACAGCGACGCUUGAGUUUCCCGGCAAGCGGGCCGCUUAAACAAAUGCAUAACAAACGAUGGCCGCUCACUAACCAAUCGGCGUCGUUCGACUAUAGCAAGGACCGACCUGUUUCUCCGGUAAGCGAAUCGACGAUGUCGCAGCCGCAGGCUGUCUCGCGCAGUCCUGGAACACCGACCCACAUAGAAUUCGCCCAAAGCCCCAAGAGCGCUGCGUCAUACACCUCGAUCAGCAGCGGUGGUUCGCCGCUCCAAGUCCAAUAUUACAGCAGACGUUCCAGCGUUCAUUCGAACACCGAGCCUCAGGAAGUAGCCGACGCUAAUGUGAAAUUCGUACGAGACACCAGCAGGAUUUGGUACAAACCCAAUAUAUCGCGGGAGCAAGCAAUCUCGAUGCUGAAAGAUGCGACACCCGGUACAUUUGUGGUACGAGACAGCAACUCGUUCCCGGGUGCCUUCGGGCUGGCAUUGAAAGUUGCAACGCCUCCUCCAGGCGCGCCCAGCAGCCCGCGAGAUCCCUCGAGCGAGCUCGUCAGGCACUUCCUGAUCGAGCCGACGUCGCGCGGCGUCAGACUAAAGGGUUGCGCGAACGAGCCGGUCUUCAGCUCACUCUCGGCGUUGGUUUACCAGCACAGUCUGAUGGCGAUGGCGUUACCUUGCCAACUGCUGCUACCUGAGCCGGAAGCAGCUGCCAGAGCCUUAGACUCACCUGGUACUAAUAGCACUCAGCAGCUCCUCGCUCAGGGCGCAGCAUGUAACGUUUUAUACCUCUUCACGGUUGACACGGAAUCCUUGACCGGCCCGCAAGCCAUAAAGAAAGCUGUCACCAGCCUGUUCGAGCAGAAACCGCUGCCGGUCGCCACGAUUGUUCACUUCAAAGUUUCCACGCAGGGCAUUACUUUGACCGACAAUGCGAGAAAGUUAUUCUUCCGCAGACAUUAUCCCACAAAUAACAUAAGUUAUUGCGGACUGGACACUGAAGAACGCACGUGGGAGUUCGACAACGACGACGCCAUCAGGAGAUCACUUAGCGCUCAUCGCUGCUUCGGCUUCGUAGCGAGAAAACCCGCCCACAAAUCGGACAAUCAGUGCCACGUGUUCGCCGAAUUGGAACCAGAGCAACCGGCCACGGCCAUCGUCAAUUUCGUAAACAAGGUCAUGAUGGGAAGCUCCAUCGCCAAAGCUAACAUCGUUUAAGAAAUCGCUACUCGCUCGCCACAAUUUGCCAAAAAAAUCAACGGGCACAAACAUCACCGCGAAUUUUCAUCGAUUCCACCUUCAAAAUUGACACAUAUCUUCUAACGCGAGAAAAAGUUUAGAAUCCGAUUGGAGAGCGAUCGAGAAACGAAUAACGGGACGAAUGAAUCGAUAUAAUCGAUUAACAAAAUCAUUAAUCCGCUGUCACGCGGAGGACGCGCGCGGAUUCUUGAAAAGGAUCCCGCUGCAAAGUGACCGCACGAAUUAAUCAUUAUUGUUAACUGACUACUCGUAAUAAGUCGUCGUGCAUUUCGUAGCGUUGAAUCAGUAGGACAUUCAUGUUAUAAACAGUAGGGACGGCAUAAUUAUCGGUAGCACUGCGAAGAGAUCGAGGAUCCCUCUCUUCGGGAUGAGAUCGAGGAGAACGGACGAGAGGCGAUGCGUAAAUCGAUUCCAUCCUCGCGUCAAUAUGCAGCCAAGAUGAGAAAGUUGUUAUUAUGAUUAUCGUCACUGUUGCGAUGUAACGUAGCGAAUAGUAGAGUGCUAUAAUGAGUGGUCUAAAGAAGGUAAGGUGGCUAAAUAACUAUAUUUAAUUAUUUAAUAUAUUCGAAUUGAUUUUA
Molecule: messenger RNA, 6631 nt
Organism: Linepithema humile (Argentine ant)
Lineage: Eukaryota; Metazoa; Arthropoda; Insecta; Hymenoptera; Formicidae
Gene: by
Product: blistery
Cellular component (GO): focal adhesion
Molecular function (GO): protein binding
Source: RefSeq, a predicted model, not a curated record